Molecule: messenger RNA, 1974 nt
Organism: Amborella trichopoda
Lineage: Eukaryota; Viridiplantae; Streptophyta; Magnoliopsida; Amborellales; Amborellaceae
Product: pentatricopeptide repeat-containing protein ELI1, chloroplastic
Biological process (GO): RNA modification
Molecular function (GO): zinc ion binding; RNA binding; protein binding
Source: RefSeq, a predicted model, not a curated record
AUGCAGUGCAGUUGUGCAACACACAAACAGAAACGCAAGUCGGGCGGCGCAGCCCACCGUCCCCUCUCAGUCUCUCUCAUGAGAAUCCCACCUCUUGUCUGCGGAAAACACGACCAUUUCCUGCGUAACUCCACUUUCAGCUUUGAGAGCUGCAGAGCCAGAGAAAGCCACAUUCUCUCAUUCCUCUCUCUCUGCAAAUCUCCACCCCAAUUAAUCCAAACCCACGCUUACAUCAUCAAAACGGGCUUUGAGCAGCACCCCUUUGUUGCCGCCAAACUCCUCGAAGCGACUGGAAUUUUAGGUGACACCAACCAUGCGUCCCUUAUUUUUAACAAUCUAAAGCAACCCAACGUCAUACUUUGGAAUAUCCUCAUCAAGUUACUUUCUCACUCUAGCAGGUUCCAAGCAAUAUCUUACUUCAUUGCAAUGCGCAGAAAAGGUUUCAAGCCAGAUAGUUACACAUAUACCUCGUGUGUUCAGGCAUGUUCACGCUUUGAAGAGCUUAAUUUGGGCAAAUCUCUUCAUGGGCAGGCCUUAAAAUCAGAGGAAAUCAAGCUUGAUUUGGUUUUGCAAACUGCUUUGUUGGAUAUGUAUGCAACUUGUCGUCAGCUGGAUAGUGCAAGGCAAGUCUUUGAUGAAAUGGUAGAGAGAGAUUUAGUUUCUCAAACUGCAUUGAUUAGCGGAUAUGCGAAGUGGGGCAUGAUGAAUGAGGCUAAGCAGUUGUUUGAUGAGAUGCCUGAAAGAAACGUGGUUUCUUGGACCACCAUGAUAGGUGGGUACUCUCAAAGCAAAAGGCCAAAUGAAGCUCUUCGAUUGUUUCAAGAGAUGAAAUCAGUAGGGGUUCAGCCUAAUGAAUACACGAUGGUUUGUGUGCUUUCGGCUUGCGCAAGCUUAGGAACGAUCGAUAUCGGAAAGGAUGUACACAAUGGCUUGAGGAGAGCUGGAAUUCAACUGAACGCAUAUGUGGGUACUGCACUGAUAGACAUGUAUGCUAAAUGUGGGUGCAUUGAGAGUGCAAUUAGGGUCUUUAAUGGCUUGCCCAAAGAAUUUGUCUUCAUUUGGAAUGCGCUGAUCUCAGGGUUAGCCAUACAUGGGCUUGGAGAGGAUGCUCUAAUGGCCUUUGGUGAUAUGAAAAGGGCCAAGGUCUUGCCUGAUGAGAUCACAUUUGUAGGGGUACUAUGUGCAUGUAGCCAUUCAGGAUUAGUUGACGAAGGCCUAUUGUGUUUUGAUAUCAUGGUUAAUGAGUAUGGGGUCGAGCCGCAAAUUGAGCAUUAUGGUUGCAUAAUUGACCUUCUUGGUAGGGCAGGUAGGCUCAAUGAGGCAAUGGAGAUGAUAGAAAAGAUGAGUGUUUCACCAAAUGCUAUUAUUUGGAGAGCAAUGCUGAGUUCUUGUAGGGUCCAUGGAGAUCUAACUCUAGGUAAGCUUUCGCUUGAGAGAUUGCUUGAGCUAGAGCCUGAAUGUAGUGGGAAUUAUGUGCUCUUAUCAAAUAUCUAUGCUCGGAUAGGGCGGUGGGAAGAUGUAGAUGAGGUAAGGAAGAUGAUGAGUGAGAGGGGUGUCAGGAAAUUGCCAGGAUGGAGCUCGAUUGAGUGUGAACAUGUUGUUCAUGAGUUUGUAGCUGGCGAUAGGUCACACACCAUGUCUGAGGAAAUCUAUGUGAAGUUGAUCGAGAUCUCUAAAAAAUUGAAGUUAGAAGGGCACUUGGCAAAUACCAUGACAGUGUUGCAUGACAUUGAAGAAGAAGAAAAGGAAAGCUCUCUUGAUUAUCAUAGUGAGAGGCUAGCCAUUGCUUUUGGGCUCUUGAAGCUUGGCCUUGAUGAGCCUAUAAGGGUGGUGAAGAACCUUCGUGUGUGUGCAGAUUGUCAUGAAUGGACAAAGCUUAUAUCCAAAAUCUAUCACAAAGAUAUUUUAGUUAGGGAUCGUGUUCGGUUUCACCAUUUCAACGAUGGUUUUUGUUCAUGUAAGGACUAUUGGUGA